CCCUCACCCACUCUUCCUCCUUACCCUCUCUGACCGUCCGCUAUGUCUACUAGAGAGCCGAUGUGGUACUGUCAUGAGUGCCAUGCAGAGAUGCGGCCUCUGAUGGUGCCAGAUCCACAUUGCGCAUCAUGCAACGGAACGUUCGUUGAGCGGAUAGAGAACCCAACCGACGACCCCCGCGACUUCGCAGUGGCCGAUGCAGCGAACUGGGAAGAUGGACCGCUACCUGGAGAGAUGGACGUAUUCCUGGCGGGACUCCGGUCGAUACUGCGGGGUCCCAAUCCUUCACCUCCAGUUCCCGCGCCCUCUGGGAGCCCGCGCGCUCGCUCAACAAGUCCAGAAAAUCGCAGAAUGUCUGGCGACCGGCCACGCUCUCCCAAUGCGCCACAGACGUUUACAACGGGUCGGAACAACAGCUUCACUAUCCGGAUAGAGCGCUCUAGUCUCCCGGGGAGCCGACGAACAGUCAUCCUUGGCGGGCCACCGGGGGGUGGGAGCAAUGACGAUAUUCCUAGACUGUCUCAAUUCGCACCACCCCGACCCUCCGACGGGACCCAGCAGGACCGACCCAACAUUACGGGCCCUAUGCUCGCACAAUAUCUCCUUGCACUUAUGGGACCUGGCCGUGGGGCCGACCCAUUUUCUGAGCUACUGGGCGGUAUGUUCCCUGGCGGGAUCCCAGGUGGUGGUGGUCCAGAGAAUGGGCGAUGGGGAGACUAUGUCUUUAAUCAAGAAGCCCUUGAUCAGAUCAUUACCCAGAUCAUGGAGAACAGUAAUUCACACCAGCCCGUUCCGGCAACUGAAGAGGUGAUAGGGAAGUUGCCUCGAGAGGUUCUCGAAGAAGGAUCGCCGCUCUUGGAGAAAGACUGCGCAGUAUGUAAAGAGCAGUUCAAGGUCGAGACGGAAGAUCCAGACGAGCUAGUUGUUAUCACGCUCCCUUGCUCGCAUCCAUUCCACGAGCCUUGCAUCCUUCCUUGGUUGAAGAACAGCGGUACCUGUCCAGUUUGCAGGUAUCAACUCGUCCCCCAGCCAAGCUCACAUCCGCCAGGACCCCCGCCCGCCGGGUCAAGCCGGUCUGAUAGUUCGUCAUCUCCCGGUUCAUCCGGUAACAAUGGUUCCUCCGGAGGCGGCAGUGGAAUCCUGCAGAACGUGUUCGGUCUCUUCUCUGGCGCGCCUCAGAAUAACGCACCUCAGAACGAGCAUGGUUCGAGCAGCAGCUCAAGCAACAACGCCGGAAGGAGCCAGAAUCGACCCACAGCGACGAGGACGGCUAGCGGCGGCCAGCCGUCCUCGCCGACACGCCGAGGCAGCGACUAUGAUAUACCUGGAGGUUGGGGUGACCAGGUAGACUGACGAUAAAUAGCCUCGGGGAGUAGUAGAUCUGUUGUUGUCUCCAUCGAUCUCGUACAUUAUCUACCCACGACCCCAAUUGCGUACGGCUAGGGCAUUGUACCGGUAGCGUUCCGUCAUAUGUAUCACUCAGGAAUUUCGUUGUACUUUGAAUAUCGGACCUGACAGCAGGGAGAAAUAUCA
Dichomitus squalens LYAD-421 SS1 is the source of this 1533-nucleotide messenger RNA. RefSeq lists its product as uncharacterized. NCBI's taxonomy places the organism in Eukaryota, Fungi, Basidiomycota, Agaricomycetes, Polyporales, Polyporaceae. The record is from RefSeq and is a predicted model, not a curated record. The transcript is spliced from 10 exons. Bases 43 to 1353 code for a protein of 436 amino acids.